CAACACGCUGCUGUCCUCAUUCCAUUCAAAAUGCCAAAACGCAAAGCACCAGAAGAUGCCAGUACGGCUACUCAACCCUCUCCUCCCAAACGCACCAUCCACCACAAGGCUUCCAAAUCUGUUGCGAAAGCUUCCCAGGGAAUCCCCAGUACGGUCCUUGCCCCUGAGCAACGCACCCUUGUAGACGCGCCGGUUACCCCACGUGCAGCGCGCUGCAAGCGCACCAGACCAGAAAACGACUUGGCUUCUGUGAAUUCACCCAAACCUUCAGUGGCGAAGAGGAAAUUACACGGCGAGCACCACUCAGGCAGUCUGUCGCGACCCCUUCAAUCCUCGUCACAGGUUCUGCCGGUAGAUUUGACAGACUACCUGCGACUUCAGCAGCGUGCUAUCCUUGCAUCACUCCAAACGUCAAUUCCUUUUUCGGACGAAGACGGUGAUGAACCGCCAUCGGCAAAUUUCAUCGCCUCCCGUCAACUACAGGAUUUGCUAACUGGCUCGGUGAUACGAGGAGAGGGAAAUAGUUGCCUCCUCCUUGGACCGCGUGGGAGCGGCAAGACAACGCUCAUCGAACAGGCAAUCGAAUCGUUGUCAGACAAGCCAAUAGUCGUUCGCUUGUCAGGUCAUGCGCAACGCAAUGACCGAUCAGCUCUACGUGAAAUUGCACGCCAAUUGUCUCUGCAGACCGGCAGAUCCUUCCUUAACGAUGUCGACGCGGUAGAUGAAAAUCAUAAUCCCUUUUCAGAUCCCAUACCCUCAGCAUCACUCCCUCCACCGUCUCAUCUCCCAGCCCUGGUUUCCAUGUUACCAACACUGUCUCGUCCCAUAAUCGUUAUCCUGGAUGCAUUCGACCUUUUUGCGCAGCACGCCAGGCAGUCUUUACUUUACUGCCUCCUGGAUACUGUCCAAAGUUGCAGGGUCGGGCAAGAUAGUAACGGACUGGCUGUCAUUGGCGUGACUUCUCGGCUGGACGCCAUUAGCUUACUUGAAAAAAGGGUGAAAAGUCGGUUUUCAGGGCGCGUACUGCGGACAGCGCCUCCCAUUAAAUUAUGUCAUUGGAUGAACCUGAGUCGAAGAGCGCUGUGCGUACCUAUCGAGAGCGGUGAUGAAGAAUGGGUCGAUAUGUGGAACCUUGCCGUAGACAAGUUCCUUGCUGACCGAAAGGUUGCCGAGGUGAUCGCAGAUACGUUCGCUCUCACGCGUGAUGUCAAAAUGUUGCAAAACUUGCUCGUUCGGGUAGUGGCGGAGCUCCGGCCUUCUUCCCCAUUCCCAACGCCAUCGAGCCUUACCUCCGCGUUAGCUGCACACCGUAGCGCACACUUCCCGGACCCUUGUACCCUGCCUUACCCUUCGAUAUGUCUUCUCAUUGCUGCAAUGCAUGCUCAGACAGCUGGUCACGACCAAGUCACAUUUGAAAUGCUGUAUGACAUGUUCAGGGAACAGUUACGAGCAUCUGCCGCUGCCCCCAUCCAAAUAGAGGGUGGGAGUAUUGGGAUGGCACGGUGUACACGUGAGGUUCUCAUGACCAGUUUCGAACGGCUUAUUGCUGUUGGAAUGUUUCUCGGAGUGGCCCCUGCUUCAGUAAACAUCGCCCCCGAAUUUGUACGUUAUCGUUGCUUGGUGGAAAGGGAAGUCUUGAAGAAGGUGGUAGACACGGCGGGACAGACGAGUCUCAAGAAAUGGUUUUACAAAGCGUGUUAGUUCACUCUCUUCUUUCGGGGUUGUGUGUAUGGACACCUGUAUUAUGCACGUGAUUUUUGAUUUGACGCUUCACGUGCUC
Messenger RNA from Pisolithus orientalis, 1780 nucleotides. Its product is annotated as origin recognition complex subunit 4 C-terminus-domain-containing protein. Gene Ontology annotation, molecular function: ATP hydrolysis activity; DNA replication origin binding. NCBI's taxonomy places the organism in Eukaryota, Fungi, Basidiomycota, Agaricomycetes, Boletales, Pisolithaceae. The transcript has 5 exons. Gene Ontology annotation, biological process: DNA replication initiation; DNA replication. The record is from RefSeq and is a predicted model, not a curated record. Bases 31 to 1701 code for a protein of 556 amino acids. Gene Ontology annotation, cellular component: nuclear origin of replication recognition complex; nucleus.